AUGCGUGUGGAGGGUGGGAAAGCCCUUUGUGCACUUGCCAUGGGCCUCCAAGACCGCCUUUACACCAGUGAUGGCCCGUAUUUUGAAGGCGGUCCCAGCCAGCAGCGGUCCUGCCCGAAGCGGUCCCAGCCAGCAUCGGUCCUGCCGGCAACUGUCCAGCCAGGAGCCAGCAGUCAGCAGCGGUACAGCCAGCAGUGGUCCAGCCUAGCAGCCAGCAGGCAGCAGCGGUCCCAGCGAGCAGCGGUCCCAACGAGCAGCGGUCCUGCCGGCAGCAGUCCCAGCCAGCAGCGGUCUGCCGGCAGCGGUCCAGCCAGGAUCCAGCAGUCAGCAGCGCGGUCCCAGCCAGCAGCGGUCCUGCCGGCAGCGGUCCAGACAGGAGCCAGCAGUCAGCAGCGGUACAGCCAGCAGUGGUCCAGCCUAGCAGCCAGCAGGCAGCAGCGGUCCCAGCGAGCAGCGGUCACAGCAAGCAGCGGUCCUGCCGGCAGCGGUCAGAGCCAGCAGUGGUGCUGCCGGCAGCGGUCCAGCCAGGAUCCAGCAGUCAGCAGCGUGGUCCAGCCAGGAUCCAGCAGUCAGCAGCGGUACAGCCAGCAGUGGUCUAGCCUAGCAGCCAGCGGGCAGCAGCAGUCCCAGCGAGCAGCGGUCCCAGCAAGCAGCGGUCCUGCCGGCAGCGGUCCCAGCCAGCAGCGGUCCUGCCGGCAGCGGUCCAGCCAGGAUCCAGCAGUCAGCAGCGCGGUCCAGCCAGGAGCCAGCAGUCAGCAGCGGUACAGCCAGCAGUGGUCUAGCCUAGCAGCCAGCAGGCCGCAGCGGUCCCAGCGAGCAGCGGUCCCUGCAAGCAGCGGUCCUGCCGGCAGCGGUCCCAGCCAGCAGCGGUCCUGCCGGCAGCGGUCCAGCCAGGAUCCAGCAGUCAGCAGCGGUACAGCCAGCAGUGGUCUAGCCUAG
This is a messenger RNA of Schistocerca gregaria, 939 nucleotides long. RefSeq names its product spidroin-2-like. The record is from RefSeq and is a predicted model, not a curated record. The transcript is spliced from 5 exons. Lineage: Eukaryota; Metazoa; Arthropoda; Insecta; Orthoptera; Acrididae. The coding region runs from base 1 to 939 and encodes 312 amino acids.